AUGGUGCUGCACUGGAAGGCCACCAAGGGGCGGACAAUCAAGAUGGUCGUGGUGGCAUCGGGGGCCAAGGCUGCAGGGUGGUUCGACGUGGGCUUCUCGCCCAAUGGCGGCAUGUCGGGCAGCAACGCCAUCGCCACUGACUCCUCGGGCAGCCCAGUGACGAAAGAUCUCGUCAGGCAGUCAUCGGCGGACGAUGCGUCGUGGACCGUCGGAUCGGGCUCGAUCUCCAUGUCUGGUGGCAAGGUCACUAUGAAGUUCACGAAGAACAAGGGCGAUGGGGCAUCGGUGAAGGUGAAGGCUGACAACGACAACAACAUUGUGUGGGCGUUUGGCGAUGGCGACAAUAUCUCAAUGCACAAUGGAGCGUAA
Molecule: messenger RNA, 369 nt
Organism: Closterium sp. NIES-65
Lineage: Eukaryota; Viridiplantae; Streptophyta; Zygnematophyceae; Desmidiales; Closteriaceae
Source: the annotation of a GenBank genome assembly